Molecule: messenger RNA, 1486 nt
Organism: Micromonas commoda
Lineage: Eukaryota; Viridiplantae; Chlorophyta; Mamiellophyceae; Mamiellales; Mamiellaceae
Product: g2-like myb family transcription factor
Exons: 1
Coding region: 1-1401 (466 amino acids)
Molecular function (GO): DNA binding; DNA-binding transcription factor activity
Source: RefSeq, a predicted model, not a curated record
AUGGCUCACGAGACGACUUUCUGGCCUGAAUUCAACGAAGACGGCGGCGCGGACGAGGAUCAGGCGAUAGACGACUUUCUGAACGUGCUACUCGAGAUCGACACGGAGACCUUAGAGAGCCAAGGGGAGGGAGGCGGCGGGACCGCGAAGGGGAAGAUUUCCUCGUCCCGCGGCGAUCGCAUUAGGGCGGAAGCUUCCGUCGCCGAUCCCCGAGGGACGUCCUACUCACGAGGGGUUGGCGCGGUGUUCGACGAAGGAGCCCACCACCACCACCUUUCUCACGAAACAGCCGCGGCUGAUCUACUCACGCAGCAUCAGCUGAGACAGCAGGUCGACACGCAGAUGAGCUCCCACGCGCGGCACCUGUCCGACCCGAUGGCCGGCACCGGAGGGCAAUUCGGCGGAAUAGGCGACGGGUGGCAUCCACCGGGAAUGGCCGACUUUAGCAUCUUCGCGCAACAGUUUCAACACAAUAAUCCCGCGCUCGGCGGCUUUGGCGUCGCGGGCUCGGCGACGGCGCGGGACCGAACGGCGGGACCGAACGGCGGGAACGACGGGAAGAUGCGGCUUCGGUGGACGCCGGAGCUGCACAAGCGGUUCGUCGACGCGGUGAACAGGCUGGGCGGGCUGGAGCUCGCGACGCCCAAGGGCAUCAUGCAGCUCAUGGAGGUUGACGGGAUGACCAUCCAGCACGUGAAGAGCCACCUGCAGAAGUACCGACUGCAGGACCCGGGCGACAGGGACGUCCUCGACGGUGACGGCAAGCGAGGGAGGGAAGGCGACGACGCCGGAGCCGCGGCGGGAGGUAAACGGGUGCGAAGGAGGCCCUCCGCGGCGGAGAGGAGCGCGGCGCGGGCGAGGGCGGCGGAGCAGAAGGCUCGCGAGGAACGGGAGGCUGCCGCCGCCGCGGCGGCGGCGGCGGCGGAGGCGGCGGCAGAGGCGAUCGACGCGGAGAGGCGCAUGAGCUCCGGCGGCCACGGCGAUUUGCUCGGGAUGGAGGGCGGGCACCACGUGCCUCCUUACGCCAACACCGGCGCCCUGAUGACCACGAUCGACACCACGAGCGGUUUGCCCUCCGUCGCUCACGACCACGGCGCUCGACUCGCGUUGCUCGGCGUGGAGGAUGACGACCACCUGGAGACUGCGGCUCGCGCGGCGGGCUUGGGAACCGCGGGCAGGUCACCGGAGGACGUCAGCAUCGCGCUGAUGAAGCAGAUCGAGAUGCAGUCGCAGCUGCACGCGCAGCUGAUGGAGCAGAGGAAGCUGCAGCAGAGGAUAGAGGCGCACGGGAAGUACCUGGAGUCGAUCCUCGAGCGGCAGCAACGGCAGCAGCACCAGCAACACCAAAACAAGGUGCAUGGGGACGACGAAGACGGCAUGCCCCCGGGGUCGCUGAGCUGAAACGCGCGUCGAUUCAUUCGUUGAUAAUAGGUAGCCACUCGGGAUUGACGAGAGUUGUUAACUUGAGGUCAGAUACUUGACCGCG